GGCAGACUGCCCCCCCCCCCCCCCCCAGUGAGGCCUGCAGGGAGCCGGUUCCCCAGGCCCGAGACCCGGGGCUGCCCCUGCAGGUUGUUUUCUGUUCAAUUUACACCGCUGGGCAGAUCUGCAGGUGUCCAGGAAACACAUAAGAAAAGUGGCUGCCUGUUAUAAUUGGGCUAGAAGAUGAACUCAGCUGAAUUCAGUGAUGAUGAUGAAGUUAAAAUUAUAAAAAAUAAUCUUGUGAAAGUAGAAACAGAAAAUGAAGAUGAAGCACUAGACUGCUCUGUGACAUCCAAAUCUCCUGAGAAACACUCAUUGGAUGGCUCAGCUACUUGCCUACAGGAUUCCAACAAACGGAAACAGACCUCACUUGGUUGUGAUGGUUCAGGGAGCCAGCAAGAGGUUUUACCCAGUGUGAAGAAAAGACGCUUUACUCACGAGGGCUUUAUUUCAAACAUGAAGAACCGAGAUAUUGGGUCACCCGCUCAGAUAAACGUAGAGCAACCUAACAAGAAUCCCAAUAUAACAUGGCUGUGUGAAGAAGAACCCUUCAAUGACGUGACCACUCCAUCCUAUAAGAAACCUCUGUAUGGCAUCUCACACAAAAUUACAGAGAAGAAGAGCACACCAGGGGCAGAGCAGUUUUCUUCUUAUGAGCUAUUUGAAAAGGUCAAUCCAAGCAGCCCCUCCCAUUUGCGGAAUUUGAGUGAUCAACGCAAAAGGGAUUCUGCUGCUACCAUCGCUGUUACAGCUUCCACCGCAGAUUCUGAUCCAAACAUAUAUUCUUUGAUACAGAAAAUGUUUUACACCCUCAACACCCUGAAUUCCAAUAUGACUCAGCUUCACAGUAAGGUUGACCUGUUGUCUCUUGAGGUCAGCAGAAUUAAAAAGCAUGUCAGCCCAACAGAGUCUGUAGCAGAGUUCAGGCCUCCCCCAGAGUACCAGCUAACUGCUGCAGAACUCAAACAGAUCAUGGAUCAAAGCACAUCAGGUGGAGAUUUGGCUUGUCGGUUACUAGUUCAGCUUUUCCCAGAGCUCUUCAGCGAUGAGGAGUUCAACAGGAGCUGCAGCACAUGUGGCUUCCUUAACAAAAAGAAGCUUGAAUCGCUUCAUCUGCAGCUUAUCCGAAACUAUGUGGAAGUUUGUUAUCCUUCUGUGAAGAACAAUGCUGUGUGGCAGGUGGAGUGUUUGCCUCAAGUUAAUGAUUUUUUCAGUAGGUUUUGGGCACAAAGAGAAAUGGAAAAUAGUCAGCAAAGUGUGCAGUCAUCCAGUUUUUAUGAGUCUGAACAGGUAGAGUCCUCUCAUUUUAUUGAGGAUAAAGAGCAGGAGGAAGCUUUGUCUCUGGACAGGGAUAAUGCCACCACCUCAGAUUAUGUUCUGGAUGCUCAGGAUCUCAAUGAAUUUUUAGAUGAAGCUUCAUCCCCUGGGGAAUUUUCUGUGUUUUUGUUACACAGAUUGUUUCCUGAGCUCUUCGACCACAGGAACCUGGCUGAAAGAUAUAACUGCUAUGGAGAUUCUGGGAAGCAAGAGCUGGAUCCUCAUCGACUUCAGAUAAUUCGAAGAUACACAGAAAUUUACUUUCCUGAUGUGCAGGAAGAGGAGGCGUGGUUGCAGCAGUGUGCACAGCGAAUAAAUGAUGAACUUGAAAGUAUGUAUAUGGAUGGGAGUGAGUGUGAACAGAUGAGAGACGACUGCUAUGAUUCUUCUAGUUUGCCUGAUGAUGUAUCUAUCAUAAAAGUGGAAGACAGCUUUGAAUAUGAAAGACCAGGAAGAAGGUCAAAAAAGAUUUGGCUUGUGCCCAUAGACUUUGAUAAACUUGACAUUCCCCCUCCCGAUUUUGAUGUUCCUGUCCCGGAUUACCUGCUGAACAAGGAACAAAUUAAAAAUAUAUAUGAAAGCAGUCUGUCCAUAGGAAAUUUUGCAUCUCGAUUGCUUGUUCACUUAUUCCCUGAACUAUUUACUCAUGAAAAUCUAAGGAAGCAAUACAACUGUAGCGGAUCACUAGGCAAGAAACAACUUGAUCCAAGCAGGAUUAAAUUAAUUCGACACUAUGUGCAAAUAUUGUACCCAAGAGCAAAGAACGAUAGAGUAUGGACAUUGGAAUUUGUUGGGAAGCUUGAUGAGAGAUGUCGACGCAGGGAUACUGAACAGAGGCGCACAUACCAACAGCAGCGGAAAGUUCAUGUCCCGGGGCCUGAGAGGAGAGAAUUUCUUACCUAUGCAAUAAACCCAGAAAGAUUCAGAGAAGAGUUUGAAGGGCCACCACUGCCGCCAGAAAGAAGCAGCAAAGAUUUUUGCAAGAUACCACUUGAUGAACUUGUCGUUCCGUCCCCAGACUUCCCUGUGCCUUCUCUGUACAUGCUAUCUGAUAAAGAGGUAAGAGAGAUAGUACAGCAGAGCCUUUCUGUGGGAAACUUUGCUGCCAGGCUGCUAGUAAGGCUCUUUCCAGAGCUCUUUACCCCAGAGAAUCUCAGACUUCAAUAUAACCAUUCAGGUGCUUGUAACAAAAAGCAACUUGAUCCCACCAGACUCAGAUUGAUCCGUCAUUAUGUUGAAGCAGUUUAUCCCGUGGAGAAAAUGGAAGAAGUGUGGCAUUAUGAAUGUAUACCAAGCAUCGAUGAAAGAUGCCGGCGUCCCAACAGGAAAAAGUGUGAUAUACUGAAAAAAGCCAAGAAAGCAAAAAAGUAACAGGCUCUCUAAAUUCUUCAGACUUUGACCACUAAAUUAUUUGGGAAGAGCAUAUUUUGUUCUAGACUGGGAGCUUGAUCUUACUAUGGAAUCUAAGGGCGAUCAGCCCCUAGGAAUAUUGGGCGCUAAGAUUGUUACUUUUUAAUAUGUGUAUUGCACAUAUAAGGGCACUGCAACAGUGGAAAGUGGUUUACUACAUUUGUACAUGAUAAAGACCAUAAAUGAUCAGUGAUGAAGUCACUAAUGACUCAUUAAGAGCAUGACUUUUGCUGGUGCAAAUACACAUAUUAAGUGUAUUAGUCCUCUCCCCACUUUUGCAUCUUCCAUUUUUAUCACUUUUUUUAAUAAUAAAAGAAACCUUUUAAAAAAUCAUUGUGCUCUUCGGGGCAGUUUUGCAUUAAACCCUUUUAAACAUCAAGGUUAAAUAAUUUGGAAUCUGAAUUAUUUUUUAACUUGCAAAUUUUUUUUUUUGAAAGUGCCAUGUUCAUUGAGAAUGACUGAAACAUCAGACUUGGUUACUAUAGUAAUUACAGCUAUCCUUUUGUUUUGUUCUUGAUGAUAAUGAAAAUAACAGGAGGUCAAUACUGGGUCAAAUGUAAUUUCCUUUUUGACUGUUACCAAUGUAUUAUUUCCAUUUCUAUAAGAACUAAGACUUGAUUAGACACAAUGUGUUUUUACUUUGAGCUGGUAGACCUGAUCCUUCACCCUUACUCAUGUAAGUUAUUUCAUUGUCUUCAAUAUGACUACUGGGAACUGCUUCAGUGAAUAGGGUUACAAAAACAGAAUCAAGCCCUUUAACAGCAGAAUGUGUUGCUAUUGCCUGUUAGUCUCUCUCUUUUUAGAAAAAGUACUUGAAACAAGGAAUGUAGAAAAACAUUUAAGUCCUUAUUCUUCAUCAGAAUUAUGAUUCCAAAGUUUCCAGUAUUAAAUCAAAUAUUUAAUAAGCAAAAGGUAAAUACAAAGAUUUGAUUCUGUGGUAGAAGUGAAUGCUGCAAGGGUUCCCCCCCUAUGAGCUGUGGCGAUAUGGUGUGUUUGUGUGAAUACAGCACAACCUGGAGUCUCCGAAUGUCAUAGGGAUAUUGAAAAUUCCUUUGAUUAUCCAAAUUGAUUUAGUGUAAUAAAUAUCUAUCUGGAAAUGUAAUCUUGUAUGGUUAACUUAGGUUCAGAUUAUCAAGAUUGCAUUGUUAAUAUAAUUAGUUAUAAUGAAGAAUAUCCUAAGUCCAUUGUAACUUCACAGUUUCUGAUCUGUCCUUGAAGAGUGCUGCAUUAAAAUCAGAACCUGAUUUUCCUCUCAAUUACGUUGCUCUAAAGCAGGAUGUCCGUUGAUGUCAAUGGUUUGAGAGAAUCGAGCCUUCCGUUAGAUGUUAGUCAUGGCAGUGAUCAUUUAACACUGACCAUCCCUUGAACAUCUUGAGAUUUGUUGAGGUUCUCUGUGGUCCUCUUUUGUUAUUUAUUUAGAUGGAUCAUAGUAUCACAUUUCAGUUAAGCCCUAGUGUAAAUUUCUAUUUUAGCAAUUGUAUUAAACUACAAAAUACUGGAUAUUUUUACUUCAGUUUUUUAGAAUUUACUGGUCUCAGAAUCAUGUUGACCCCUUCCUUUUUUAAAAAAACAUAAUAUUUUUUUCUAAUGGCAAGAAUUAGCAAAGUUAUUUUACAGUGUUAAAGCAGUAGUAAGUCACAGUAGAUAGUAGAACUCACACAUUUUCCCCUAUGUGCUAGCAACAUCCUAAAAGAAUGUAUGAUGAGAGUCAUGAUUGUACUGAAUAAUCUAAUACUGUUUAAAUUCACUUAAAUGUUUCCUGUUGGCAUAAGUAAUAGCAGACCAUGCGCAAAAUGGAUAUCAGCGCAAAUAUGGUUAUAAAUAAAGUGAGAACAUUUUACCAAAGAUAAUGCACUUAUA
This is a messenger RNA of Chelonoidis abingdonii (Abingdon island giant tortoise), 4581 nucleotides long. RefSeq names its product BEN domain containing 3 (gene BEND3). The record is from RefSeq and is a predicted model, not a curated record. Gene Ontology annotation, cellular component: heterochromatin. NCBI's taxonomy places the organism in Eukaryota, Metazoa, Chordata, Testudines, Testudinidae. Gene Ontology annotation, molecular function: rDNA binding. Gene Ontology annotation, biological process: negative regulation of transcription by RNA polymerase II; rDNA heterochromatin formation.